Messenger RNA from Leptonychotes weddellii (Weddell seal), 2541 nucleotides. It is a transcript of the gene TFPI2, whose product is annotated as tissue factor pathway inhibitor 2. Gene Ontology annotation, cellular component: extracellular region. The record is from RefSeq and is a predicted model, not a curated record. Gene Ontology annotation, molecular function: serine-type endopeptidase inhibitor activity. Gene Ontology annotation, biological process: negative regulation of peptidase activity. Lineage: Eukaryota; Metazoa; Chordata; Mammalia; Carnivora; Phocidae.
ACAAAAGAUUCCUCUUUUUAUAUGAAGCAAAAGAUGAUCAAAAAGUACCAGCACCUGAGAACAAAGAACAGAAGUGACAAUAGUCAAUGCUAAGUGACAAGUCUGAAUCAGUCCUUGAAUUUAUUUUAGUCCAUAUGGGAGAUAUAUUUAAUCACAUUCAGAAGAAUGAAAAUCAUAUUCAGAAGAAUGAAAACUUGAAGUUGAAGUAACUUUUCUCCUGAAAAUUGAGAAUAUUAAAUACAACAAGAGGAAAAAAGGGAGGAAGACACAGUCAUCAAGAGAAUCCAUUAAAAUGUUCGCCAAAAAUAGCUUCAAUAUUUCAUGUGAAAUCCGAGCAUAAAUAAUUUGUUUUGUAUAAAGAAAAAAGUUAGACUCAGGCUAAUAUGUCAGAGGAACAAUGAACGUUAAUGCACUGACAAUUAGGAAAUGUGCAGGAAGGGAUUGAUCUGGGAUCCCCUACGGCCACCUUUCUAUGGACUUUCAUGUUCCAGCUCAAAAAAACAUAGCCACAAUACUUACACAUAGCUAAUGGGGGCGGGGGAGUAUAAAAUGGUAUAAUCAUUUUGGAAAAGUGGCAGUUUUGACCAUUUAUAAAUAUUUUACCCAAGAGUAAUAAAAGCUGCAUGUAUGCACAAAGCAGCUUUAUUCAUAACAGUCUCACACUAGAAACAACACAAAUGUCCAGUAACAGGACAUUUGUAGUACAUUCAUACAUUGGAAGAAUGGACUCAGCAUUUAAAAGAAAUGAACUAUGCAAUAACAUCGUGUGUCUUUAAAACAGGAGUGGAGCAAAAGAAGUACAAACAAUACACACUUUAUGAUUCCAUUUGCAUGAGAUUCAAGAACAGGCAAAACCAAUCUCCUGUGAUAAGAAGUGGUUGCCCCUGCCUGGGAUUGGGAGGAUUGACUGGGAAAGGGUAUGAGAGAAUGUUCUGGUGUGCUGCAAGUGUUCUAAUUCUUGAUUGGAAUGGUGCUGUACCCUUAAGAUAUAUUAUGAGCCUUUUAUUAAAUUAAAUCUCGAUUGAAAUAUGUACGUAUGUAUACAUGUAAAUAAAUACACAUACUUAAAUUUCUAAUCGAAUAAAGGAAUCUAUUGCAAGGAGCCAGGCUCCCCUCAGUCCACUGAAUUUCACACUUUGUCUCUGCCCUUCAAAUACUUGGACUUCGUGCUUUCAUAAUGGAGUGAUGCUGCAAGUUUGAACCUUGUGCAAUCACCCCCAGGUCAUUUUCCUCUAGCUUGCCCACCAUCACCGACACAAUGCCGCAUCUAGUCACUCUGGCCAAGACAGGAGAAAGUUUGGGAGGCAGGUUCAACUUGGUGGGGAAUUCCUCUCCCCCGCACACUUUCCAACACAGGGCUGUGGGUCACAGCCUGUGGGGCAUGAAUCAGCCUCCCGGGCUCCGCACAGGCACGCUCCGCCCCGUCCGGGGUCGGGAGGACACUCACCCUACAUAAAGCAGGCACCCACCACAUCGGCACCCAGGCUGCCUGGAGGCUGGACUCCGUGCACCCUCUUCCCGCCGGCACAUUCAAGGAACGCCUCGCCCCGAGGGCCACUCAAACCGGACAGCAUGGACUCUACUCGCCCCCUCGGGCUGUUGCUUCUGCCGUUGCUCCUGAUGGGGACCGCGCUGGGCAACAGUGAUCAGGAGGCGCCAGAAGGAAACAAUGCAGACAUCUGCCUCCUGUCCCCCGACGUGGGGCCGUGCCGGGCCCGGAUCCCCAGUUACUACUACGACAGGUACACGCAGAGCUGCCGCAUGUUCUUCUACGGGGGCUGCCAGGGCAACGCCAACAAUUUCGAAACUUUGGAGGACUGCAACGAAGCUUGCUGGAGGAUAGAGAAAGUUCCGAAAAUUUGCAGGUUGGAAGUCAGUGAGGGGCAGUGUGGAGUGCGCACAGGAGAGUAUUUCUUCAAUCUAAGUUCCAUGACAUGUGAAAAAUUCAUAUCUGGCGGGUGUCACAGCAAUAAGAACAGGUUCCCGGACGAGGAUACUUGUAAGGGCUUCUGUGCACCAAAGAAAAUUCCGUCAUAUUGUCACAGUCCGAAAGAUGGGGGACUAUGCUCUGCUAAUGUGACUCGCUAUUAUUUUAAUCCAAGACACAAAGCCUGUGAGACCUUCACUUAUACUGGCUGUGGAGGGAAUGACAAUAACUUUGUUAACAUGGAGGCCUGCACAUAUGCUUGUAUAAAAGCUGUGAGGAAGCAAAAGGAUAAGAAGACGCCGAAGAUUGUCUUUGCUCAUAGAAGGGUGAAAACUUGGAAGAAGUAAUUUUAACCUUUUUUCCUAUAUGUCAUCUUGUGGAGCUAUUGCCUCUAUGGUUAUAUCUGAAGAAGAAUAUGGUGAUAUGGGGAAAUGAAUCAUUAAUGAUUUAUACACCAGUUUUUAUUGCUACAGGUUACUUUUUUGUGUAUUUUUACACAUAACUAGCUGCUAUUCAAAUGUGAAUCUAUUAUUUUUAAUUUACUGUUCACAUAUAUUUUAAUGUAGUUGAAUUCUUGCUGUGCAUAAGAUAUAAAAGCAAAUAUGAUUCACCCA